AUGCGCUCGGCCAAGCGCGUUCGCCUCUUCAGCAAUCUCCGAGCCUCUGCAAGCUUUGGAAGAGGGGAGCAUCAGCGCCUUGCGAGCUUUCCUGCUUUCUUGGCUCCAGCAUGGUCCGGCGACGGACAAGCCUCACCGACUCGUCGUGCUGGCGCGGACGAGAGCGGGGAAGGGGGUCGAAGGACGACACACCUCUCAAGCCCUCUUAAAGCCUAUCGCUUCUUUGACAAGACGACCCUUAAGGACUGGACACCCCAUGGCAACGAUGCGAACGAGACGCGACAGAAUUCUUACGCUUCCACAUCCAAGUUUGGCGGAUUGCUAUCUGCUUUUCAGGAUGCGAUAGGUGCUAAAGAUGCCGAGAGGAUAUUGGAGCUCUACCCAGAGCUGACAAAGCUUCGAGCUAGCGGCCGGAAGGUUCCUCUUAGACCCAAAGAGCUGCGAUCGGCUGUCAAACUGCUCGUCUUGUCGAUGCGAAAGAUGGAUGCUGAGUUAGCAAAUUUUGUCAUCAACACGUACGAUGACUUUGCUAUGAGAGAGAUAGCGAUCAACAAGGUGAAGGCGGUGGCUCGCACAGCGCAGCUCAUGUUCCACGACAUGAAGUCCUUGUGGGAGUGGGAGGUGAUCCCGCCGGACAUUCAUGAACAGCUAAGGGUGCGUGCAGCUUCGGCCAAUGCGAACAGCUUCACCCCGCGACAAGCCCUCCUCGAUCUUUUGGAGUCUAGGGCGACCUACGGACUGACGGCUCAGCCUGAAGACUGGUACGUUGUGCUGGAAUUUGCUGCUCGGAAGCGGGCUCCUCAGGUGGCUCGGGCUGCUGUUCGACUCGCACGCCUUGCAGGAGCACAGCUGGACAGCAAUUGCAGAGACCGAUAUUUACAGGCUCUCUUCACCUCUCCUCGUCAACACCAUCGCGCUCUCAAGGCUUCUUGUGGUACUCAGCAAUCAGGCUUCAGCUUACUGCCGCUCAGUUCGCAAAGCACUUCAUCCCUCAACAUGUUCGUGAAGGGAGCGACAAACGCAGGGCUCGCUGCUGAACCUCUCGUGAGACAAGCCGCCACAAUCCUGCACGAAACGCUUCUAAGGCCAACAAGCGAGAGCGCACCUCCGCUUUGGCGUUCAGUCCUGGAUCACGCUUCGAUGGCCGGCAAGGAAGCGGGGGAAGUGGAGUACAUGUUCUUGGAGGCCAUCAAGCACCAGCGUUUGCCAGGCUGCGACGAAGACACGUACCACACUUUGCUCUCAGCGCAUCUCUUCGAUUUAUCGACGUCAAGCAGCGCUACCGAGGAAGAUGUCGUAUCGAUGUUUGAACACCUGGAGCAGCUCACCGGGAUCUCCGCGGGCGUUGGUGCAUACACUCGAGGGAUGUCAUCGUUGCUGGGCAGAUUUUCCGCAAAGCAGGCUCGAUAUGCUCGUCAGCUCUGGCCCCCAGCGCCGCAUCGCCUGCACGAAGCGCAGCUUCUCUACGAACGAUACAAGGCUGCUAGGCUGCCUAUCGUUCCUCAGCUAGUUCAUCCCCUUCUGGAUGCGUACACAUGCACCUUUGUCCCAAGCAUGGCCAUCGCUUUCGCCCUCUAUGAUGAUCUGCGAAAAGCAUUGACCUCGCCGGUGCCCUCAUAUAUCCACGUCACACUACUCAAGGGCUGCAUAAAUGCCAGGGAUCAUGUUCGUGCUUUGAAGCUGCUGCAGCAGAUGCGAGUCGAUGGAGCGCACCUGGAUAUAGGCAUGCGGGAGAAGACGGCGAUUUCGCUGAUGAAUACUGCGACCUCAUUUGGACAAGCUUUUGAUUGCUAUCGAGCAGUCCAUGGGCUUUGGAAAUCUGGGUAUCCGAGCGACCCGCAUCCUUUCACAUCGCAAGGAUGGACUUCGUUGUUAGAUGUCUCCAGGAGGCUAGCUUGGCGUUGGGCCGGCACGACGAACGAGUACGAGCGGCCUUUUGAAAAGCUUACGCGGUCCUUUCGGCCUGCUGAACCUGUACCUGCCGAGCUGAUCGCAACACUGUUUAGAGACAUGAAACGCACCGGUCAUCGACCAUCCUCGAGAGCCAUCACGAUGCUUUUGGAUUACUUUGCAAAAGCAGCUUCUCUCCUUGGAGCAUCGACUCGCCCUGUACGGCGCGUGGGUUCGACGCGAGCCAGACUGGAAACGAUCAGUUCGGCAGUGAUGGCGCUGGAUCAUCUGCUCCAGACCGACGGAUCCAUCGAACACACCAUGUCCAUGCUGACGGCGCUCAUGGACGCUCACAGUCGCAUAGGUCAACCUACACGAGUUUUAGAAAUUUGGAGGCGUCUAGUUCUGAUCAGAGCGCCCUUGACCACCGCUUGCCUGUGCGUCAUGCUGGACACGUGCGGCUUCUGGAAGCAUUUGCCAGACUCUCGAAGAGCCUUCAAAUGGGCAAGGGAACACUCGCCGGAAGCUGUCAACAAGAAUGCCUGGGACGCUUGGUUGGAGUGUCUUUGUCGCAAUAACCGCACAGAGGAGGCUAUCGAGGUGGCCUUUGAAAGCAUGCCCUCAGGCCUCCGAGCGCACCAGAAAACAACAUCGAACGACAUUGCUGAUUCGCCAAGGUCGAGUCUGAAUGACAGCGCUAUUCCGACUUUGGCCAGUCCAGAUGCUACGACGUUUGAGAUGCUGCUGCGCUUCACUGCUAGGGAUCGCUCGGUCCUCAUCCAUCAAGGCGUGCAGCCCUCAAAUCGCAAGUGGUCAGAUCUGUGCCAGCGUAUACAAACAGAGUAUCCGGACGUCUGGUCAGAGAUCGACGUGAACGCGAUCGGCGUCUGA
Molecule: messenger RNA, 2781 nt
Organism: Ceraceosorus guamensis
Lineage: Eukaryota; Fungi; Basidiomycota; Exobasidiomycetes; Ceraceosorales; Ceraceosoraceae
Exons: 1
Coding region: 1-2781 (926 amino acids)
Molecular function (GO): protein binding
Source: RefSeq, a predicted model, not a curated record